ACACAUAUUACGGUCAUGCCUCGGAGUAUAUCUGCCAUAGCAGGUGACAACAUAACAUUGCAAUGUCAAGCUAACGGAGACCCUAUUCCCAAAGUUCAAUGGCUUAUUAAUAAUACGAAUAUUAAUCAAGCUUAUCAACAUGGUAUUACUACCAUUAAUGGUAAGAGUACCUUAGCGAUCAAUAAUAUUGGUAAUGCUGAUAAAGGAAGUUACAGCUGCCGUUUCAGCAACGCUCUUGGCAUUAAUUUAACGACUAAAGCUUUGGUUUCUGUUUACGGUCAGAUUACAACAUGA
Trichoplax adhaerens is the source of this 294-nucleotide messenger RNA. RefSeq lists its product as uncharacterized. The transcript has a single exon. Lineage: Eukaryota; Metazoa; Placozoa; Uniplacotomia; Trichoplacea; Trichoplacidae. The annotation marks the transcript as partial. Gene Ontology annotation, molecular function: axon guidance receptor activity. Gene Ontology annotation, biological process: homophilic cell-cell adhesion; synapse organization. The record is from RefSeq and is a predicted model, not a curated record. Gene Ontology annotation, cellular component: neuronal cell body; axon; plasma membrane.